Messenger RNA from Scomber scombrus (Atlantic mackerel), 2492 nucleotides. RefSeq names its product mitochondrial fission process 1 (gene mtfp1). Gene Ontology annotation, biological process: mitochondrial fission. The record is from RefSeq and is a predicted model, not a curated record. The transcript is spliced from 4 exons. NCBI's taxonomy places the organism in Eukaryota, Metazoa, Chordata, Actinopteri, Scombriformes, Scombridae. Bases 45 to 542 code for a protein of 165 amino acids. Gene Ontology annotation, cellular component: mitochondrion.
UAGCACAUAAUUGAUGGAUGGAGUAGAAGAACAAACAGGAAGGCAUGGAUCCCACUGAAGAAAAACCGAGCAAAACAGUCGACAUUUAUCGUGAUACCUGGGUCCGCUUCUUAGGCUAUGCAAAUGAGGUCGGGGAGGCUUUCCGUGCUCUGGUGCCAGUGAGCUUUGUGUGGGGCAGCUAUGCUGUGGCCACUGUUUACGUCACUGCUGAUGCUGUGGACAAAGGAAAGAAAGCAGCUGUGGCACAUGGGGACAACCCGGGGAAGACGACCCGGGUAGCGGCGGCCGUGGUGGACACGUUUGUGUGGCAGGCCCUCGCCUCUGUGAUGAUCCCAGGCUUCACUAUCAACCGCGUGUGUGCUGGGUCACUCUACCUGCUGGGUAGAACCACCAAGUUGCCCCUGUCCGUCCGCAAGUGGACCACCACAGCUAUAGGCCUCUCCACCAUCCCCUUCAUCAUUACUCCUAUAGACAGGUCAGUGGAUUUCCUGCUUGACUCGAGCCUUCGGAAGGUCUACGGUGAGGAAGAGAAGCACAAAUAAGGACAGAUCACGCAGACGGGGACAAACCAGUUCAGUCUAUGUAGACCUGUGCUGAUUAUUCACCACUGUGAAGCUGUAAAAAAAAAAGUUUAAAGAAGGACUUCAAGGAGCAAGAUUUCACAGCUCAUCAAAGAUAGAAAUGAUUAAAGGGAUUUUUAUUGCAAAGUUACAAAGUUUAUAUAAGCAGGUAAGGUCCUUAAAAGUGAAAUCCGGUUUCUUGAAUUAUCCCUCUGGGGAUACUCAACUUUAAGCUCUCAGGGCAAGCUGGGUAAAAGCACCAAGAAAAUGUUUAAAAAGAAAUAUGAAUAGAGAAUGAAAAAGUGACAUACUGCUUCUUUAAGUGUUCUUCGGCAGGGAUACAGUGAUUGUCCGUACAGAGGAACCCUCCGAGGCUCUGUAGGCCCUCUGUUAGUUACGAGCUGUUUCUCUGGUUUCACCUCAUGUCUACAUGUCAAGGAGGUUAAAUACAAAUCCACACUUGCUGUGUUUUUAGCCAUAUUCAGUGGUACUGUAAUGACAGGCCAACAAGUCUGUUUGCCAUGAUAUCCCUUAUAUUCAUUAUUUACACAUAAUCUCUUAGUUUUCUGUUUCUCGCUGAAAAGAAAAGCAUCUGUUUCCUAUAAUAGAUGUUUUAAAUGCAUUAUUUCAUUCUACCUUAUUGUUGGUGGUGGGAGCCUUUAAAGUUUGCACUGUGAGCGUUUUUAUACCAUGGUUAUAGUCUAUGUGAUACUGUAUAUAUGUCAUGGUAUAUGGCUCUCUUAAACUUAAGAGUACCUGUAGUAACACCAAGUCAUACUUGUGCUGUCAGCCUCACAAGUAUUUGAAUGUUUUAUCCCCGAUAUGUAAACUGUCGUAGUCAGAUUUUCUGAAAGCACAAUACUGUUAUUUCUUGUUGUCUGAUCACAAUACACAUACAAGUUUAUGGCAUGUAAGACCUUCUUUACAGCAUCAGAUUACUUAUAGACAGUAUGUAAUGAAUACAAUAAGAGUUAAUUAUAGCUGAAAAAUAUAUAAAACGUCAGAACUUGUAAUGUAAUACUUCUCCCAACAAGCUUUAACCUGUAGCUGUAUAAAGUGAAUAUGUGGUGUAGAAGAAUAGAGUUCUCCAUCUAAUAUAAGUUUGAUAAAAUUAAUUAGUUGCACUUCUAAAAUAAUAAUUGUGGAGGUCAGUUUAGUAUCUAUGCAGAAAACGGUUUAAGGGAUUAACUACGAAAUAUACACAGAUACCGUACGGCUGUUUUUGCCGAGGAGCAGAGUCAUAUACUGUAGCUGAACUAUGCAAAGGGAAACAAUGCUUUGUGAAUUAAAUGGAUUGUUAUUGUUCUGCCAUAUUAGAAAUGAGGUAUGUAAAAUAUGUCAAUGUUAUAAAAUGAAGGGAAACUGAUACAACAUGUGGCUUGAAAUUUGGAUUAUUUCACUAAGACAACAAGGAACAUACACAGGGAACGGUUACCUCCUGUAUAACAUUAUAGCAAUAAAUAAAUCUAUGUGAAUCACACUAUAUUCUCUUUGCUGUGAUGGAUGUGGUUCACUUUUUCAUGGAGACGUGCUGAAAGAAAAAGAUUGUGAAAACUUAGGGUGCACCAAUCAUCAUGUUUUUACCUAUUUAAUGAUCAUAACCACAUCAGGCCAAUUAUAGUAAAUAAGACUUAUUUUUUAUUACCAGCAUUAUUGGUUGUUUUCGUUUACAUAAAACAAAAGAUGUUACUUUUACCUUGAGUAAGUAUAAGGGUAUAGACUUCUUCUUGUCAGAUAUUUGACUUGCCAUAGCAGGAAAAUCAUGGGUGUAAAUAACAAAGGGUCUAAAAAUCAAACAUUUAAACAUAGUUGUUUAAGUGUCCAUGUAACUGCAACUUGGACACCUCAGUUAAAUUCACCCAUUUUACUUAUUAUACCCGUUUUACUGCUAUAAUGAAGAUAAUAAAGAAUUGUCUAACUUUAAAAAAAAAA